Molecule: messenger RNA, 1475 nt
Organism: Miniopterus natalensis
Lineage: Eukaryota; Metazoa; Chordata; Mammalia; Chiroptera; Miniopteridae
Source: RefSeq, a predicted model, not a curated record
GAGAGAUUUCUGAAGUUUGCCCAGAAGCCACUGAUUUUUUGUGCCACGACAAGAAGUGCAUUGCAUCCCACCUUGUCUGCGACUAUAAACCAGACUGCUCGGAUAGGUCUGACGAAGCUCGCUGCGCACAUUACACAACCACAGCAGGAAGCUGCAGUUUUGAAACAGCUUCAGGAAACUGGACCGUGGCCUGCAGUCUUACUCAAGACUCUGGAGAUGACUUGGACUGGGCUAUUGGCAGCAGAAUUCCUGCUGAAGCACUGAGUGCAGACUCUGAUCAUACACCAGGUAAUGGACAACACUUUCUGUAUGUCAACUCAUCUGGUCCCAAAGGACACACUGCAAGAGUCACCACUUCCCAAUACUUCCCAGCCAGCCUUGGAAUGUGCACUCUUCGGUUCUGGUUCUACAUGAUCGAUCCCAGGAGUAUGGGAGUAUUAAAGGUGUAUACCAUUGAGGAAUCUGGACUAAACAUCCCAGUGUGGUCAGUGAUUGGCAAUAAAAGACCCGGUUGGAUAUAUGGAUAUGUACAUCUCUCCAGUAACAGUCCAUUUAAGGUGGCAUUUGAAGCUGAUUUGAGUGGAAACGAACACAUCUUCAUUGCCCUGGAUGACAUCUCCUUUACCCCAGAAUGUGUAUAUGGAGGUCCUGUCACAACACAGCCACCACCUUGUGAAGCUGAUCAGUUUUCUUGUGUCUACACACUCCAGUGUGUCCCUCUCUCAGGGAAAUGUAAUGGACAGGAGGAUUGCACAGAUGGAUCGGAUGAAAUGGAUUGUUCUCUCAGCCCCCCUCCACAGCUCUGUGGUAUAACGGAGUUCCAGUGCUCUACCCUGGAGUGUAUCCCAUCCCUCCUGCUAUGCGAUGGAGUGCCUGACUGCCACUCUAAUGAAGAUGAAUCCAGCUGCUCCAACAUCCGCUGUUCUGAUGGAGCUUUGAUGUGCACGUCCUCUAACAGCUGCGUCCCAGUUCACCAGCGCUGUGAUGGUUUUGCCAACUGCAUGGACUUCCAACUUGACGAGUCCAGUUGCUCAGAGUGUCCAAUAGCUUAUUGCAGAAAUGGUGGGACUUGUGUAGUGGACAAAACUGGUCCUAUAUGUCGAUGUGGACAAGGAUGGUCAGGAAAUCGAUGCCACAUCAAAGGCAACCAUUCUACUGCAGAUUUUACGUACUCUCAGAACAAUAUAUGGACUCUCCUGGGUAUUGGAUUAGCUUUCCUGAUGGCUCAUAUGACAGUCACAGUCUUGUGUUUCCUUGCGAACAGAAAAGUGCCAGCAAGAAAAAUGAAAGGAAGUGUUAAUUGUGCAUUUGUUAAUCCAGUCUAUGGGAGUUGGAGCAACCCAGAGAAAUCAGAGAGUUCUAUGUCCUUUGCAAAUCCGUUAUAUGGCACAACACCAGGAAGCCUUCACACCAUAUCUGAUCUCCUCAAACAGCACCGCCAAGAUCAAGUAGCACCUACUACCUGUAGUAUAUAG